This is a messenger RNA of Aspergillus saccharolyticus JOP 1030-1, 2289 nucleotides long. Its product is annotated as ferric reductase family protein. The transcript is spliced from 7 exons. Gene Ontology annotation, biological process: intracellular iron ion homeostasis; iron ion transport; copper ion import. Bases 1 to 2289 code for a protein of 762 amino acids. Gene Ontology annotation, cellular component: plasma membrane. The record is from RefSeq and is a predicted model, not a curated record. Gene Ontology annotation, molecular function: ferric-chelate reductase activity. Lineage: Eukaryota; Fungi; Ascomycota; Eurotiomycetes; Eurotiales; Aspergillaceae.
AUGUUGGCACUCUGUGGCCUGAUCUUCUUCAUUGUCUUUUAUACCUCGCCGGUUGCCUCGAGUGCCCUUCCCAAGAACGAACGCUGUGUGACUGCGAUAUACACUGCUUAUGGAUACCUUUCCUUCGCCGCAGCCCCAGACGUGGGUUUUUGGGAGACCCGGUGUCAGAACCCGCUAAAGGUCACCUCAAUCUACGCCGCUUCCGACGUCUAUUGCCUCCCCUUCGAAAGGAAAGCCGGCAUCUUACAACUCCAGCAGUCUUGCCGGGACUUUGGUCAUCUAGAAUUGAUACCACGAGAACAACUUGCCGAAAACCUCACAAGGGAUGCUCUCCGUCGCAUGACAAUCGUCAAGUACCUGGAGGUCCCCAGAGAACAUCCCAUCAACACACCUGUUUUGCUCGCACCAUCAUAUUAUGAUACCGUUUUUCAGACGAUUGAUACCUGGGAAUUUGAAGUUUGGUCACAUUACGCCUAUGGUUUGCUUGGUUAUGCCUUUUGGCUCUGCAUACUUGCUCUAGGGAUUCUGCAACGGCUGGGACAUCAUAUCACUCAGUCUCAAAUGGUACAAACCAGCUAUAGAACAAGCCCCGGACUACGCACGCUGUGUUUACCCGUACAAAAGCUCUGCCACUGGGUGCAGGUGUAUCUCGUGGUGCCACACCCUUUGCGGUCGAAUGGCCGCAAGGUACUCUGGUGGACCUUUCCCACACGCCUUGAGGCUAUUGUUGUGCUUGCCUUCUGGAUCCUUAGCAUUAUCGUUUGUACAGCGAGUUAUCGACUCAUUCCGAAUAACAUAUACUGGCCCGAUGGACAAUCGCAGCUGCUUCGAUAUGCUGCGGACAGAACGGGCAUCUUAUCUUUUGCCAACAUUCCACUUCUUUGGCUCUUUGCCGGUCGCAACAACAUCUUCAUCUGGGCUACCGGGUGGAGCUUCGCAACUUUCAAUCUUUUCCAUCGCCACGUAGCCUGGAUAGCCACCAUCCAGGCUGUCGCACAUACAUCUCUUUACCUCUUUAUCAUGUACGGGAAAGGCAGAUUGCUCAAGAAGCUGCAAAAACCAUAUCUCUUAUGGGGAACAGGAGCAACCAUCCUUAUGGUGCUCGUCCUACCACUCGCCAUUCAAUGGUUCCGCCACCGAUCUUAUGAAAUAUUCCUCCUUAUACACAUCAUCUUCUCCGUUGGUCUCCUCGUGGGAUGCUUCUAUCACACCAUCAUCUUCUCUGAUCACGAAUACUGGACCUAUCUUUGGCCCGCAGUGGCCAUCUGGUCCGCGGACCGGGCACUGCGUGUCAUCCGCCUGAUCUACUGCAACGUGCAUGUACGAUGCAAUGCCGGAAAUAGCAUACAGUACACCAAAAGCUUUGCCAGCUACGACGAAUCUGCAGACGUGAUCCGGCUCGAGGUAUUCCCGGGCUCCAAGCUUCUCUGCCCCAACCCCGGGCAGUAUUAUUACCUAUACCAACCGUUUCGUCUAACGGGCUGGGAAAGCCACCCGUUCACCCUCGGUCACUGGUUCUACGAGUCCGACUACAAAGACGCAUCUCCCACUCCUCCACUAACCAAGGAGGACCACGCCCUCGACGUGACCCAAGUACCUCUGCUCUCCGACUCCGCAUCCUCCGAGUCCACCGAGGAGAUUCAACUUAAGCGCCACGCCCCUCGUGGCCUGAAACUCGUCUUCUGGAUACGACCGUAUGACGGAUGGACGCGUCAACUCCGCGACCAAUGCAGGUGUUCCCCAACGCAGAGCACCGACAGCACCAUUCUUCUGGAGGGACCGUACGGCGAGCGCUUCCCACUCUGGAACUAUGAAUCCGUGCUUCUCGUGGCUGGCGGAACCGGCAUCGCCGCCAUAAUCCCGUAUAUCCACGAACACCUCCUGCGCACCGCCGAGGACCCCGAGCAAGCGGCCAGCCAAAUCCGGGAUUUGCAGCUCGUGUGGGUGGCGCGACAGGCUGCGUUUAUUCGACAGAUUGCGGCCCGCGAAUUGGCUCCAGCCUUGAUCCGUGAUGACUUCCGGGCUUCGUUCUAUGCCACUGGCACGCAGACCUCCACUGCGUCCAAUUCCGUUCCGUGCAUGGAUGAGCUGGAGAUAGUGGCGGGACGGCCGAACGUGGAGAGCGUUGUGUUGGCCCAUGCGCAUGCUGCUCAGCUUAGCGAGUCUUCUGUGGCGGUUCUGGUAUGUGGACCGGUCGCUCUGGCGGAUCAGACGCGGGCAGCGGUGCAGUUGGCUCUUGAACGAGGAUAUCGUAGUAUCCGCUAUGUGGAGGAGUCGUUUAGUUGGUGA